Molecule: messenger RNA, 2162 nt
Organism: Pyrus x bretschneideri (Chinese white pear)
Lineage: Eukaryota; Viridiplantae; Streptophyta; Magnoliopsida; Rosales; Rosaceae
Product: disease resistance protein RPV1-like
Exons: 5
Coding region: 109-1896 (595 amino acids)
Biological process (GO): defense response; signal transduction
Molecular function (GO): ADP binding
Source: RefSeq, a predicted model, not a curated record
UCCUGGAAGGAGAUAAGAAUGACCUAAUUAAAUAUCUCCCCUGCUCACAGACAUUUGCAUUGCACCUAACAAAGACCAGGUUUUUUGUGUCUCCACCGAUCCACAUCAAUGGCUCUUGUGAGAACAACUCAAGGAACAUCCUCCAAUUCCAACACUCGUCGGGGUUAUCAUUACGACGUGUUCUUGAGCUUUAGAGGUGAAGACACUCGCAAGACGUUUACCGACCACCUCUACACAGUUUUGAUCAGCGCAGGAUAUCGCACAUUUCGAGACGACGAUGAACUCGAGACGGGAGAAGAUAUCAAGUCAGGACUGAAGCAAGCAAUCCAAAUGUCCCGAACUUCUGUCAUUGUGUUUUCGAAAGAUUACGCGUCAUCCAGAUGGUGCCUUAACGAGCUUGUCGAGAUCGUUGACCACAAGAGGACUAGCUCGGACCAUGUGGUUGCACCGGUCUUCUACGAUGUUGAUCCAUCCCAUGUGAGGAAGCAGACAGGAAGCAUUGCCGAGGCAUUUGCUAGACACCGGAAAACUGAACCCCCCGACAUGAUGGAGAGAUGGAGGAAGGCACUUGCAGAGGUUGCAGAUCUAGCUGGGAAGGUUUUACAAAAUCAAGCUUAUGGGUACGAGUCAAAGUUUAUCAAGGAUAUUGUUAAAGUGAUUCGUGAUAAGCUAAGUCGCACACACUUGAGCAUUGAAUCAAAACUGGUUGGAAUCCAUUCUCGAGUCGAACACAUCAAUUUAUGGUUACAAGAUCCAUCACAUGAUGUUGGUGUACUUGUUGUUUAUGGGCUGCCUGGAAUAGGGAAGACAACCAUUGCAAAAUGUGUUUACAAUUCAAACUUUGAAAGUUUUGAAGGAAGCAGCUAUGUUGAAAGUAUCAGAGAAACUGCAAGUCAUCCAGACGGCUUAGUUCGAAUACAAAAGCAAAUUCUUUGUGAUAUUUUAGACGGGAAAAAAGAGAAAAUACACAAUGUUAGUGAGGGAAUAAUUAAGAUUGGAAGAGCCAUAAGCUCGAGAAGAGUUCUUCUUGUUCUUGAUGAUGUGGACCAUAUGGACCAAUUUGAUGCAGUACUCGGAAUGAAAGAUCAGUUUUAUCCUGGAAGUAAAAUAAUCAUAACAACCAGGCGUAAAAGCUUGCUAAAGGCACAUGACGGUAUUACGGUGCAUGAAGUUGGACCUUUGGGUUUCGAUGAAUCAUUGGAGCUCUUAAGCCAGCAUGCUUUUGGCCAGGAUCAUCCCCUUGAAGGUUAUGAGAAAUAUUCUGAGGAAGUCGUACAACACAGUGGAAGACUUCCAUUAGCUCUCAAAGUUUUGGGUUCUUCUCUUUUCAGGGAACCUAAACGUGUAUGGAAAAGUACAGUGGAGAAGUUAAAAGUUAUUCCAAAUGGUGAAAUCAUGAAUAAAUUGAGAAUAAGCUACGACUCUUUACAAGAUGACCAUAACCAGAAAUUAUUCCUCCAUAUUGCUUGUUUCUUUAUUGGAAAGGAUGAAGAUUACAUUGUCAGAAUACUAGAUGGAUGUGAUUUCAAGACAAUCUGUGGCAUUCAAAAUCUCAUUGAUCGGUGCUUGGUGACAAUUGAUAGGGACAACAAGUUGUCUAUGCAUGACAUGAUUCGUGACAUGGGACGAGAAAUUGUUCGCCAAGAAUCAUAUGAGCCUGAGAAUCGUAGUAGAUUGUGGCGCUCUGAGGAUUCUUUCGAAGUAUUGAGAGAAAAGAAUGGUACGCAAGCAAUUGAAGGUCUUAUGUUGGACAUGCAUGAACUGCUUACAAACAGCCCUAUAAACUCAAACGAGAAUGUCUUGGAAACCAAUUCAUUUGCAAGGAUGCACAAACUGAAACUACUCUGUCUUAGACAUGUACGACUGGAUGGAUGUUAUGUAGAACUUCCGACAUGAUUAAGAUGGUUGUGCUGGCUCGAAUUUCCUUUGGAUUCAAUUCUUGUUGAUUUUUCUUUGGAGAAAUUGGUAGUUCUUGAAAUGCCAUAUAGCAACUUGAGACAACUCUGCAAAAGAGCAAACUUUCUUCCUUCGUUGAAGAUCCUUGACGUCAGCCAUUCCCAUGGCCUUACUGAAAUCAUUGACUUCUCACUUUGCCCCAAACUAGAGGAAUUGAUUCUUGUGGAUUGCACCAGCCUGAUUGAUGUUCAUGAAUCCAUUGGAAA